CCCCCUUUCUGGUCGCGCCAUCCGGCGGAAAUUCUCGCCCCGUCCGCAUGGCGGACGUGGCGCCGCCGCCGCCGCCCUAUGUGCCGCCAGCCAAGCGGCCGAGACCGCUAGAGCCGGAGAAGUCUCCCAGCGACAAGAACUCGUACCGCUUGCUGGUGUUCCCCAGCGGGUUCGAGGCGUUGCUGGUCUCCAGCGCGGAUGUCAAGAAGAGCCGCGCGGCCUGCGCGGUGGCGGUGGGUGCCGGGUCCUUCAACGACCCCCCGAAGUGCCAGGGCCUGGCGCACUUUUUGGAGCACAUGCUCUUCAUGGGCAGCGAGAAGUACCCAGGCGAGGACGAGAUGGAGUCCUUCCUCUCGAAGAACGGGGGCUCCAGCAAUGCCUUCACCGACUGCACGCACACCUGCUACUACUUCGAAGUGGACAAGGCUGGCUUGCACACUGGCCUGGAUAUGCUUGCUCAGUUCUUCGUCGCCCCGCUGCUGAAGACCAACUCUGCGGAGCGGGAGCUGCAAGCCAUCGAGUCCGAGUUUCGGCUCACCCAGAACUCGGACGACUCGCGGCUGGAAGCCUUGCUGGGCUCCUUCGCCAAGCCUGGCCAUCCCUUCCGGAAGUUCGGAUGGGGCAAUCUUCAGAGCCUUCAGGAAGAGCCCAAGCGCCGCAAAGUGGACGUCUACGGGGAGCUUCUGCGAUUCUUCGCGUUGCACUACCAGGCCUCCGCGCUGCGGCUCUGCGUCUUCGGAGUGGAGUCCCUGGAUAGCCUCGAAUCCGCGGUGCGGCGCUCCUUCGCAGAGUUGGAGGCGGCCACGGUGCCGCGCCAGCCCAAAGAAGACCCGCCCUUCGAGGACACCUUGCUGCCCGCGCUGCUGCGGGUGCGCCCUGUGCAGGACCUUCAGAAGUUGAGCCUCUCUUGGCAGCUGCCGCGCUCGCAGCAUCUCUACCUCACCUCGCCCCUGUGCUACCUGGGGCACCUGGUGGGUCACGAGGGCGCCGGCUCCUUGCAGUCCUUCCUCAAGGCCGAAGGCCUUGCCACAGAGGUGGAGGCAGGGGUGGGGGAGGACGACUUUGCGAACAACUACCUGUGCACCAUCUUCAACAUCGAGAUCACCUUGACACAGAAGGGCCUCACUGUUUGGCCAGAGGUGGCGCACUGCGGGUUCCUGUACCUGUCGAUGCUCAAAACGCAAGGCCCACAGCAGUGGGUCUUUGAGGAGCUGAGGCGAGCGCAGGACAUGUCUUGGCGCUUCCUGGAGGAGACGGAUCCCGUGGAACACGUUCAGAAGCUCGCGUGCCAGAUGCUGCCAGACUUGGGCCGCGCGCCGGAGCACAUCUUGAAGGGCGACUGGAUGCUUUCGCGCUGGGAUCCGGAGGCCAUUUCACAGUUCCUGGGCCGCUUGGCGCCGGAGAAAUGCUUGCUGGCGCUGGUCUCCAGCAGCUUCGGCCAGGCUCAGUCCUCCAAGGCGGAAGGAGAAGAGGGCGAGGAGGAGGAGCUUCGCGAGACAGACCCAGAGCUGGACACGGUGAAGGACCCCUGCUUCGACUUGGAGGCGGCCGGGCCCCCGCAGCGCGCGGCCUACUUCGGCACGGAGUACUGGAGGGCGGAGAAGGAGGAGGUGCUGACGCUGCUGGAGCGUUGGCAGGGGACUUGCAGUGGCCUAGCUGCAGAUGCGGCGGCAUAUCUGCGGCUUCCUGACCGGAACCCCUUCUUCGCGGAGAACUUUGGGCUGAAAGAUCCUUCUGGGGCCUCGAAGCCGCCGUCCCUCGAGGAGUGGCUGCCUCAAGGUUCGUCGGCUCCCCCCGGCUUCCCCGCGCCGGUGCCGCGGCCUGCGGCCUUGGCGGCCGCCGUGCCAGCAUGGCACCUGCAGGAGACGGUGCUGCGACUGCCCCGCAGCGAGGUCUGGGUGAAGCUGUCGGCAUCUUCAACUCAAAGCUGCGAGGCAUCUGCGCUGAUGGCGUGGCUCGCGCGCGUCAUCACGGACUCCUUGAACGAGACAGUGUACCUAGCCGAGCAGGCCUCCCUGGAGCUGCGGGUCCAGGAGGAGUUCUAUGGCCUGGACCUGCGGAUCGGAGGCUUCCACGACAAGCUGCCGCAGCUCCUAGCCCACGGCCUGCAAGCAGUGCGAAGCUGUGCGGAGACCCUGCGAGGCGGCGCAAAGGAAUUUGAGCGCCGGGCUCUGGCACAGAAGGAGGAGCUGCUGCGGGGCUGGAGGAACGAGUACAUGAAGCCAGAGGACCAUUGCGCGGACCUGCGCCGAGCCCUCGUGAUGCCCCACAAGUUCCUGAGCCUCAGCCGCGCGGAGGCGCUGCAAGACGUCACCCUGGCGCAGCUCGCAGACUUUGCGGAGGCGCAGGUGCCGGCGCUGGAGCUGGAGGCCUUGUGCCAGGGCAACUGCACGGCAGAGGAGGCCCGAGGACUGGUGGACUCCCUGCCGGCGCUGCUCGGGCGAGACACCUCCACGCCCUCAGCUUCGUCCGCGCAUGCGGCGCACCCAGCGGUGAAGGUGGUGGAGAUACCCAGCGGUCAGCCGGUGGUUUGGGUUCAGGAUAGCUUGGACCCCGGCAACCGCAACGUCGCACUGGAGAUGUAUUGGCAGUUGGGCCUCUCCCAGGAUGAGGCCAAAGACACCGCCCAGGUGGAGCUGCUGUCGGAGCUGCUCAGCGAGCCCCUCUUCGACCAGCUCCGCACCAAGCAGCAGCUGGGCUACGUGGUCAGCUGCGGCUCGCGCUGGACCCACCGGGUGCAGGGUUUUUCAGUGUGGAUCCAGUCCUGCAAGUUCCCGCCGGCCGAGCUGUGCAAGCGAGUGGACGCCUUCUUGGAGACCUUCCAACGCAUGCUCGCCGAGAUGAGUGACGAGGACUUCCGGCGGCAGAAGGAGGCGCUGGCCGCUGCCAAGCUGGAGCCGGAGCGGUCCCUGCAAGGCAUGCAGCAAGCAGCCUGGGCCGAGCUGCAAGAGAGGAGUCACUGCUUCGACAGGCACUGGCAGGAGGCGCUGGUGCUGUAUCGCCUGCCCAAAGCUUCGGCGGCGGAGCUACUGACGCGGCUCCUCGACGCUUCGCGCAGGCUGGUGAUCACCGCUGCUGUGGGGGGCCGUGCCAAGUGCUGUAGCGGCGCCGCAGCCGCGGCAGCAGAGCUACAGGAGCUGUACCCCACUAGCCGAUUGGUCUCCAGCCGCGAUGACUUCUUGCGGACCGUUGGUGUUAUCGACACCUGA
Effrenium voratum is the source of this 3209-nucleotide messenger RNA. NCBI's taxonomy places the organism in Eukaryota, Dinophyceae, Suessiales, Symbiodiniaceae. The record is from the annotation of a GenBank genome assembly.